AUGCAAUCUUCGUAUCUCACUCACUUCUCUAAGCGUUUACUAACUUGCCAGGCCCUCUAAAAGGUUGGAGUUCAAUCAUCUUUCUAGUAGUAAAUCUAGAACGCUUUCGGAAACAAACUUUUCAUGAAUGGCAGUGCUCAAAGAUGGUUUGCUGUCCAAGUCAUUAAGGUUCCCAAGAUGGGAGACUCUAUUUCAGAGGGAACUAUUUAAACUUUUGUAAAGAAGCCGGGUGAAUACGUGGAAGCAGAUGAGAUUGUAGCUGUGAUUGAGACUGAUAAGGUAAAUGUUGAUAUAAGAUCACCUCAAUCUGGAUUGAUAAAGUAAUACUUCGCAAGCGAGGGUGACACUGUCGCUGUUGAUGCAAACUUCUUCGAAAUCGAUCCAGAGGCUAAGGCUUCAGCAAAGCAAGAGGCACCACAAGCAGCCCCAAAGAAGGAGGAAAAGGCUGUAGAAUAACCAAAGAAAUAAGAGGCUUAAGCAGCUCCACCAAAACAAGAGGAGCCUAAAAAAUAGGCCCCAGCAGCUACCAAUACUUCUGCUCCAAAAUCAACUCCUCCAGCUACACAACAGCAAAAGGCAUAAAAGGCCCCAACUGGUAUCACUGGAUCAAGAACUGAGACAAGAGUUCCAAUGAGCAGAAUGAGAAAUAGAAUUGCAUAAAGACUAAAGGAAGCUCAAAAUACUAACGCUAUGUUGACCACCUUUAAUGAAAUCGAUAUGAGUGGAUUUAUGAACAUCAGAAAGGAAAUCGGUGAGGCUUUUGCCAAAAAGCAUGGAGUUAAAUUAGGUUUUAUGAGCGCUUUUGUAAGAGCUUCAGCAGCUGCCUUGAAAGAACAACCAGUCGUUAAUGCAGUUAUUGAUGGAAAUGAUAUGGUAUACAGAGACUUUAUUGAUAUAAGCGUUGCCGUCUCAACUCCAACUGGAUUAGUUGUCCCAGUUCUUAGAAAUUGUUAGAACUUUGACUAUGCCGGAAUUGAAAAGGUAUGCUUUAUUUUAUUGAAACUUACAUUUUAGGAAUUGAUCAGCUUGAGUAACAAAGCCAGAGAUGGCAAGUUAGAGCUUGAAGACAUGGCUGGUGGUACUUUUACCAUUACUAAUGGAGGAGUAUUCGGUUCUAUGAUGGGAACCCCAAUUAUCAACCCACCACAAAGUGCUAUCCUCGGAAUGCACGCCAUCAAAAAUAGACCAGUAUGCGUUGGAGAUAAGAUCGAAGCCAGACCAAUCAUGUACGUGGCUUUGACCUAUGAUCACAGAAUUAUUGAUGGCAGAGAAGCUGUUCUCUUCUUAAGAAAAAUUAAAGAUUGUGUUGAAGACCCAAAGAACAUUCUCUUUGAUUUGUGA
Stylonychia lemnae is the source of this 1341-nucleotide messenger RNA. The record is from the annotation of a GenBank genome assembly. Lineage: Eukaryota; Ciliophora; Spirotrichea; Sporadotrichida; Oxytrichidae.